AUGGCUCGCGAUGAUUCCGUAUCGCCAUUUUCCCGCUCGCCACAAAAGUCCCCCACGAAUGACGAACCUUACGUGCCGCCCGUGGUUGGAGGCAGCCUUGCCGCCUCGGCCCCGGAGCCAGGCCUGGAUAGAGCCGCAGUCGACAAAAUAAACCUUGGAGAAAAUGAGGCGGCGUCAAGCGAUCCUACGACUCUCUCUGCUAGUCUCCCUCCACAAAAUGUCGCAGAGUCAAACAGCAUAAAGUCUUUCGGACACCCUGCCGGUCAAGCCUCCCCAAGCACUCCUGGCACCCCGAGCGCUCGUGUUCAGUUUGCCCGAUUCGAUCCCCCAGCUGUCCAACCAUCGCACUCCCGACACAACUCUGCCGAGAAUCCCGAAGCCGCAAAGUCGAGGAGCGCCUCCAUCAUGUCCAAGCUCAAGUCUCUUACGCCAACCUCUCUCCAAUCUACACACCCUCCUCCUUCGCUCGACCUCGACAACUCGCAAUCGGCCGCAGCGUCCCCCACAGCCAGCCGUUUUGCUAGCCGAGUGUCAGACACUUUGCACGAAGAAGACGAAGGAACGGAUGCAGACAUGGACGGCGAAGCUGAUGCCGACGUAGAAGAGGAGGCAGACGAGACACAGACUGCGAGACCUCUCAGGAAAAAGAAGCGCAGGAUGCGCCGCUUUGUCAAGGGCGACGGAUCAGCUCCCGCCUCCCCUUUCCGAUUUCCCAGCGACGGCGAUGCGCUGAGCUACAGGUUCUUGAGACGCCGUGCGAGCAUGCCAGACACAUCCGUAUACGACCAUGCCCUCUCCGAGGGCGAGACUACUCGGCGGCGCAGGCGACGUCCCUUUGUUAGACGCGGCCAUUCGUUAGUUAACACCGGAAUCGCGCAACACGAAACCGACAUUGAAGCUCUGGAAAGCUCGGCUGUUGUGGGUCGUCGUCAUGGUCACCAUCGUCGGAUUACUGUUUUCGGCGGUGGCGGUGUCUCUGACGGUGAUGCCAUCAUGCAUCGCAGGCCCUUCUUCCACUCGGAACGUGCCUCUAACUUUGGUGCCCAGAAGUGGAAGCAGGUCAAAAGUACUCUGAAGCUCUUGCGUCAAAGGAAGGACGAUCGCAUCGACUACUACAAAUCCACCGAGUUAAUGGCCGAGCUUAGAGCCGGAGCUCCUGCCGUUCUCAUGUUUGCCAGCAUGAUCCAGCGAGAUGAGAACGGGAACAAGAGAAUCCCAGUUCUGCUGGAGCAGCUGAAACUGACAGUAACAGACAGCAGACCGGGACCCGGAGACGAAAAGGAGUACCACCACGCUUUCACCCUUCAGCUAGAAUACGGGAGCGGCCCCAGUCGAAUGGUCUGGACGGUUGUUCGCUCUAUGAAAGACAUCUACAAUCUUCACUUCCGCUAUAAGAUCGCCCUAAACAACGACAUGUAUCUGCCGGGCCAGAUCCAUCGACCCAAGCAGCCCAACUUCCCUUACUACGUGUUCCCCUAUCUGCGAAAUCUAGUCAAGGGGGGAAAGCUCAUUGACGAGGAGAUUGCAGCGGCCAGCGCUGGAGAACAGAUUGCCGAGGAAGGAGGUCAGGACCUGCACGGCGACGAUGCUGAAGCUUCCGGCAGUGACGGUGGCGGCAAUACACACCCGCGCCGCAAACGUUCCAUCGUUAACUUGUUUGCGAGACGCCGCUCGACUGGCCUCGCCGACAAUGGCGAAGGCCCUAGCGACGACGGCCCCGAAGCUGCGCGCCAGCGUUACAUGGAGAAACAGCGACGAGCCUUGGAGCAGUACUUCUCCCAGUUGAUUCGCUGGCUCAUGUUCAGGGCCGACAGCAACCGUCUUUGCCGGUUUCUGGAACUUUCUGCCCUCGGCAUUCGUCUUGCCGCUGAGCGCAGCUAUCACGGCAAGGAAUGCUAUCUACACAUUCAAUCUGCUAAGGGCCCCGAUUUCCGCCGUGUGUUGACGCCUGCUAAAGUUAUUGCUCGCCACAGCCGCAAAUGGUUCCUCGUUCGUCAGAGCUAUAUUGUUUGUGUCGAGGCGGCCGAGAACAUGAACAUUUAUGACGUCUAUCUCGUCGACUCUAAAUUUAGUAUCGCAUCGAAGAGACAUGGUGUCAAACGAAUCACCUCCAAGAAGGACGAGUUCGACUUGACCAUGGAGACUCCUUCUUCCAAGUCACACACGCUAACUCUCCGAAAUGGGGAGCGCAAGCUUCGCCUCUUUGCAAGACACCACUCGGCUAUGAGACAGUUCCAGGAGUCUAUCAACGAAAUGCUGAAGCAGACCGUCUGGUCUCACCCGAAGCGAUUUGGGAGCUAUGCCCCCGUCCGACAAGGCGUGUUCGCACAGUGGCUUGUUGACGGACGCGAUUACAUGUGGAACGUCUCUCGUGCCAUUAACAUGGCCAAGGAUGUCAUCUACAUUCACGACUGGUGGCUCAGCCCCGAGCUGUACCUGAGACGCCCUGCUGCUAUCAGUCAGAAGUGGCGCCUCGACCGUCUCCUGCAGAAGAAGGCCAGUGAAGGAGUUAAAGUUUUCGUCAUCAUCUACCGAAACGUUGAGGCGGCUAUCCCCAUCGAUUCCGAGUACACCAAGUUCUCGCUGCUGAACUUGCACCCCAACAUCUUCGUUCAACGGUCACCCAAUCAGUUUAAGAAAAACCAGUUCUUCUUUGCUCACCACGAAAAGAUUUGCAUCGUCGACCACGACGUUGCAUUUACCGGUGGCGUGGAUCUUUGCUUUGGAAGAUGGGAUUGCCCACAGCACCCCAUCGUUGACGAUAAACCGACAGGUUUUGAAAUGGACGACGCGCCUAGGGAUGUGGAACAUUGCCAGUUGUUCCCUGGCAAGGACUACUCCAACCCACGUGUGCAAGACUUCUUUCGUCUUGGCGAGCCUUACGAGGAAAUGUACGACCGCUCCAGAGUCCCACGAAUGCCAUGGCAUGAUAUUGGAAUGCAGGUAGUUGGGCAGCCCGCCCGUGACCUGACGCGUCAUUUCGUCCAGAGAUGGAACUAUCUUCGCCGUGGUCGUAAAUCAACCAGACCACUGCCAUUCCUGCUGCCACCACCGGAGGCUAAUUUCACCGAGCUCGAGUCGCUAGGAUUGACUGGUACCUGUGAAGUGCAAAUGCUGAGGUCUGCCAGCAACUGGUCCCUUGGCCUGGAGGAAACGGAGCACAGCAUCCAGACCGCCUACGUCAAGAUGAUUGAGGACUCGGAACAUCUUGUCUACAUCGAGAAUCAGUUCUUCAUCUCUAGUACCGAAGCAUACAACACUCGCAUUGUCAACAGGAUCGGCGACGCGAUCGUGCACAGAAUCGUUCGAGCCCACGAAAAUGGAGAGAGCUGGCGCUGCAUCAUCCUUAUCCCGCUCAUGCCUGGCUUCCAAAAUACUGUUGAUGAGCAGGAAGGCACAAGUGUACGACUGAUCAUCAUGUGCCAGCUGCGGAGUAUUUGCCGAGGCGAAAAUUCCAUCUUUGGCCGCCUGCGUGCUGCUGGAAUUGAUCCCGAGGACUACAUUGACUUCUUUUCUCUUCGUCAGUGGGGUAUUAUGAGUACGAAUGCUGUCGUUACUGAACAGUUGUACAUUCACGCCAAGUGUAUGAUCGUGGAUGACCGUGUGGCCAUCAUCGGCUCUGCCAAUAUCAACGAACGCUCCAUGGUUGGCCAUCGCGAUUCCGAAGUCGCGGCAAUUGUUCGCGAUACUGAUAUGAUAUGGUCUACCAUGGGCGGCAAGCCGUACCAAGUCGGCAGAUUCGCACACACCUUGCGCAUGAGAUUGAUGCGGGAGCACCUAGGUCUUGAUACCGAUGCAAUCCAGGAGGAAGAGCGCGGGAGUGACGAUAACGACGAGACAUUCGAGGAACAUAUGGACAACAUCUACAGCAACAGAGCUGGAUCUGCGAGCGGCUUUGAUAAGGACGAAGCCAGCUUACCAGCUCGUCCUAGAAUGCAACACAUCCGAAGCUUUAACAGUGACCUCGACAUUGGUAUGGCUAAGGCGGUAGACCCCGAUGCGUGGUCCUCAGACGACGAUGGCAAGCAAGAGAACAAGGGCAAGACGAUAGAUGGGGAGACGGCCUCGCAGGCUGAGCGUCGCCUCAACGAUGUUUCCGGCUUUGGCGCGGAUCAUUGGAAAGAUGCCGAGCAAUCUGGUCACGGCCAAGGCAGAGACUCUGUCAUUGUUAAUGGCCACGAAUUCUUGGUCCGGAGCAUCGACUCCAUGGGCAAAGGAACCCUGGCAGACCCUGAGCAUAAGGAUCCGCAGGAUCGCGAGAGCCAUUUGUCGGAGCUCGUUAAGGAUAAGCAGCUUCCACCUCUCCCGCCAUUUGACGAGCGUGCUGCCGAUGUGGACGAUGUACGACCAGCCCAGCUAACUAUGCUACCCGAAUCCAGUGAAGUCGACGCUAAGGAGGAUGCCCUGGGUGCGUUCCGGUAUAUGACUGCUGAAAUUAAGAUGGCAACUAUCACAAAGGAUUGCAUGGUGGAUCCUAUUGCUUCAGAGUUUAUCGAUGACAUCUGGAACAGGGUGGCGCGCAACAACACCAAGCUUUAUCGCAAAGUCUUCAGAUGCAUGCCAGAUUCUGAGGUCAAGACAUGGUCCGACUAUCGCGACUUUGUUGCGUACAACAAAAAAUUCCAAGAGACAAUGGAGGUUCGCACAGCCUCGGAGGAGCCAGAAGCCAUGAGCGAAGCUAGAGGCAGCAUCAAACGCACGGCCAGCAGUGGUGCCAUUGGUAUCUCUGUGCCAGAUCUGGAGGCACUGGCGAGCAUCACCGGCGAGGAUACCGAGAAACUGGCUGCGAAUCUCGACGAGCAGCAUAACAACCCGGACGCCAUUGGUGAGACGUCAGACGAAGCUGUCACUGGUGAGAAGUCGGAGGAAGCUGUUGACGAGAAGGCAGCAGUGGCGACGGCAGACCAAGAACGCGAGGUGGGCGUUGAGGUAGAGAAGCAAUCUACAAACCCAGAAACGCUUGAGCGUAAGACGACAACUUUUGCCAACCUUGAGAAGGCGCCCACCAGAGAUACCGCCGCCGCAGCUGCCCAUGCUCAGUUUGGCUCCGUUAAGAGGCGGCGUCGCGCGACCACUAAGGGAAGCCGUCGCUGGUCCAAUAACAUUGAAGACAUGCCUUCUCGCACCGAGGCCGAGGGUCUUUUGAGGAUGGUCCAGGGCAAUCUCGUUGAGUUCCCCUACGAUUGGCUCGUUACGGAAGAGCACAACGGCAACUGGGGAUACCAGGUGGAUGGAGUUGCUCCGCUGGCGAUUUAG
Messenger RNA from Cordyceps fumosorosea ARSEF 2679, 5256 nucleotides. Its product is annotated as phospholipase D1. Gene Ontology annotation, biological process: cell motility. The transcript has a single exon. Lineage: Eukaryota; Fungi; Ascomycota; Sordariomycetes; Hypocreales; Cordycipitaceae. Bases 1 to 5256 code for a protein of 1751 amino acids. Gene Ontology annotation, molecular function: catalytic activity. The record is from RefSeq and is a predicted model, not a curated record.